Dipodomys spectabilis (banner-tailed kangaroo rat) is the source of this 2585-nucleotide messenger RNA. RefSeq names its product Rho GTPase activating protein 9 (gene Arhgap9). The transcript has 18 exons. Gene Ontology annotation, cellular component: cytoplasm. The record is from RefSeq and is a predicted model, not a curated record. Bases 86 to 2308 code for a protein of 740 amino acids. Gene Ontology annotation, molecular function: protein binding. Lineage: Eukaryota; Metazoa; Chordata; Mammalia; Rodentia; Heteromyidae. Gene Ontology annotation, biological process: signal transduction; regulation of GTPase activity.
UCAAGACACCCAUCAGUACCCAGGACCAACUUCUUCUACCCCCAGAUCUUCAAAUGGGCUUCAUCAGGUAACAGUGCUGACCACGAUGCUAUCAGGCCGGUGGUGGCCAAGUACCUGGGGAAGUCUAGGGCUUGGGUCCCAAAACUCACCUCAAGGAUCUCAGCUCUGUGCCCUCUACGCCUUUAAGUAUACUGGAACAGAUGGCCGGCAGGUGUCUCUAGCUGAAGGUGACAGGUUUCUACUGCUUCAAAAAACCAACUCGGACUGGUGGUUGGCAAGACGAGUAGGAGCCCCCACCACCUCCCGACCCAUCUUUGUCCCUGCUGCCUACAUGACAGAAGAACCCAUUCCUUCCCAGAGCCCAACUAUUGUUACUUCUAGCCAAUCCCUCUGGACCACUGGGCCAAAGUUAUUUCAUGGCUCCCUAAAGGAGCUCCGCCCAUCUCCAGUUCCCCAGGCUACAUCUGUGCAUCCUCCUCCCCUACCCACCAAAAUCUAUAGAAGUGUCAGUGUUGCCAAUUUGAGGCCUAGCCUCCUGCAGCCCCUCGAGGAAGAACCAAGUGAAAGAGCCCUCUCCCAGAAACACUUACUGACAGAGGCUGAUGCCAACCUGGUGGAACCCCAGCCCCUCAUGUCAGAGAACCCAGUGUACUGUAAUCUAGUGGACCUUCGCCGCUGUUCUAGGUCUCCACCCCCAGACCCUGCAUGCCCCCCAUUGCAGAGGCUGGACGCCUGGGAGCAGCACUUAGAUCUCAACUCCGGACGUUGCUUUUACAUAAAUUCACUGACUGGCUGCAAGUCCUGGAAGCCCCCACGCCUGAGUCGCAUCAGAGAAGAGACUCAGAACCCUGGCUCCAUGGAGGGGACACACAGCUUGAAUAGUGACAAUGGUGUCCUGCAACCUGAGGUGAAGGGCUCAGGAUCUACCACAGGGACCCUGGAAUGGCUCCACCCACAGGAUUCACUCUGUCUCAGCCAGCGCACCUCCCGGGUGUCUCUGUCAGGACCACUUCCAGCCUCACAGACCCCUCGAGCUCUCCCAGAGCUUCUGGAUGACCCCCAUGAAGUAGAAAAGUCUGGCCUGCUCAAUAUGACCAAGAUUGCUCAAGGGGGGCGCAAGCUCAGGAAAAACUGGGGCCAGUCUUGGGUGGUGCUAGCAGGUAACAGCCUGAUGUUCUAUCGGGAGCCGCCGCCACCAACUGCGCCCUCCCCAGGCUGGGCACCAGCGGGAAGCCGACCCGAAAGUAGCGUGGACCUGCGCGGGGCGGCCCUGGCGCACGGGCGCCACCUCUCCAGUCGCCGCAACGUCCUGCACAUCCGUACCGUCCCUGGCCACGAGUUCCUGCUGCAAUCGGACCAAGAGAGCGAGCUGCGUGCCUGGCACCGUGCGCUGCGGGCAGUCAUCGAACGGCUGGAUCGUGAGAAUCCCUUGGAGCUGCGCCUGUCCGGCUCCGGUCCGGCAGAGCUGGCGCAGCUGAGUGCCGGGGAGGAUGAAGAAGAGGAGUCGGAGCCGGUGACCAAGCCACUGCUGCGGCUCAGCGGCCUCAGGAGCUCCAGACGGUGUCCUGAAGGCACAGAGCAGAACCGUGUGCGGAACAAGCUCAAGCGGCUUAUCGCCAAGAGACCUCCCUUGCAAAGCCUUCAGGAGCGGGGUCUUCUCCGAGACCAGGUAUUUGGCUGCCAGUUGGAAUCAUUGUGUCAACGGGAAGGGGACACCGUGCCCAGCUUUGUGAGGCUCUGCAUUGCUGCGGUAGAUAAAAGAGGUCUAGAUGUAGAUGGAAUUUACCGGGUAAGCGGGAACUUGGCUGUGGUCCAGAAACUUCGUUUCCUGGUGGACAGAGAGCGGGCAGUCACCUCUGAUGGGAGGUAUAUGUUCCCAGAACAUCCAGGACAAGAAAGUCGAUUAGACUUGGACAGUGCUGAAUGGGAUGACAUUCAUGUGGUCACUGGAGCCCUGAAGCUCUUUCUCCGGGAACUGCCUCAACCUCUGGUGCCACCCUUGCUGCUGCCCCAUUUCCGUGCUGCCCUCGCACUCUCGGAAUCAAAGCAGCGCCUUUCUCAAAUACAAGAAUUGAUAGACACAAUGCCAAAGCCUAACCAUGAUACUCUACGGUACCUCUUGGAGCAUUUAUGCAGGGUGAUAGCACAUUCAGAUAAGAACCGCAUGACCCCCCACAACCUGGGAAUUGUGUUUGGACCAACCCUGUUUCGACCAGAGCAAGAGACAUCUGACCUGGCAGCCCAUGCACUCUACCCUGGGCAGCUGGUCCAGCUGUUGCUCACUGACUUCACCAGCCUCUUCCCCUGACUUGGGCAAGGAAGAAGAAACCAUUGCCAGUGAUCUGUUGGCUAGCCGUUGGUGUGUGUGUGUGUGUGUGUGUGUGUGUGUGUGUGUGUGUGUGUGUAGUGUUGUUUUGAGGACAUUGUUAAACAGUCUCCCAAAGGACCCUCUUCAACUUUCUGAGUCUGACUCGAUUUGGUUUGAAUUGGAUAAGGGAGCACUCUAAAGAGGAAAGUAGGAGAAUGACCCCUAUUUUUCUUCUUGGUCCUUCCCCAAUAUAUCACAUAAAAACAGCAGUCCUUUA